CAGCACUUGAUCACAUACACCCAAAAAUCUCAAAACACCCCCUUUACUUUCUCUGUUUUCUUGCCCACCCCCAGAGCUAGAAUUUGGCUUUAGUCCUUAAUUUUUUUUUUUCAUGGAGUUGAGCCUUAGGCAACGCUCCACCACUAUCAGGUUAGAAAAAGUAGUGGUUGCUGUUAAAGCAGAAAGGGUCAUCUCUAAAACUGCUUUAGCUUGGGCACUCACUCAUGUUGUUCGUCCUGGUGAUUGUGUUACCUUGCUUGCUAUCUUCCCUAGUGAAAAAAAAGGUAAAAGAUUUUGGAAUUUCCCGAUAUUGACCGGUGAUUGUGGUAGCAAUAUGAAGGAGGAGUUGCCGGAAAAAAUUUGUCAGAUCUCUGAAUCAUGUUCUCAGAUGGUACUUCAGUUUCAUAAUCAAAUUGAGGUUACUGUGAGGAUUAAAGUGGUGUCUUGUACAACUGGCAGUUCAGUGGUGGCUGAAGCAAACAACAAUGGUGCCAAUUGGGUCAUACUGGACAAAAAACUAAAGCAAGAGCUGAAACAUUGCAUGGACGAACUUCAUUGCAACAUUGUAGUAAUGAAAGGUUCUCAAGCAAAAGUUCUUCGGCUUAAUUUGCAAUGCGCGAAUGAACCUCGAACUCCUUAUUACUCGGCUGCUUCUUCACCAGUUAUGGAUGUUGGAGAUCACCUAGGACAUAGGAUGAAGCAUUCUACUCCAGUUACUAGCCCUGAAGAACCGAGUACUUCCUAUUCAAGAACAAGCCAAGAGAGAUUGUUACCGAGUUCCGAUUCAGCAACAUCACUUUUCCUUGUCUAUCAAGAAAACCCUCUUUUCGUGGAUGAUAAGAACGAGUUGGGUAACCAACUUACUGUUCUUGAUUCAGUUGGAGAAAAGCUUAUAAAUCUAUCAGCAAACUCGACGUCUUCUGUGAAAAAUAAUGACAAGAGUAUAUUUUGGAUACCCCAAAAUCACAAUGACGAAAAGCCUCGCAAAACCCGAAGUGGUCGAAAUAUAGUCAUCCCUCCUAGUUCGAGAACCUUGCUCGACAAGUUUGCUCAAUAUGAUCAAGAUGCAAAGGAAGGUAGACUUGUCAAUACAGACUACAUGGUUAACUCAGACAUUAGAGAUGCGGUUGCAUUAGGUCGAGCAUCCUCGGUACCUCCACCGUUAUGCUCGUUUUGUCAACACAAAGCACCAGUCUUUGGCAAACCGCCAAGACGGUUUUCUUACGAGGAGCUAGAGGAAGCUACUGAUGGAUUUGCAGAAGUGAAUUUCUUGGCAGAAGGUGGUUUCGGUGUUGUUUAUAGAGGGAUUUUACGAGACGGUCAAGUUGUAGCGGUGAAGUUGUUAAAAUUUGUUGGUUGUCAAGCAGAUAUCGAUUUCUGUAGGGAGGUACAGGUUUUGAGCUGCGCGCAACAUAGGAAUGUCGUGUUGCUAAUUGGGUUCUGUAUCGAUGGUAACAAGAGAGUCUUGGUUUAUGAGUACAUCUGCAAUGGAUCCUUAGAUUUCCAUUUACACGGAAGCAACAGAGCCUCGUUAGAUUGGCAAUCAAGAUUGCGAAUAGCAAUUGGAGCAGCACGAGGCUUACGAUACCUACACGAAGAUUGUAGAGUUGGUUGUAUAGUACAUAGAGAUAUGCGGCCUAAAAACAUUCUCCUAACUCACGAUUUCGAGCCUCAGGUUACUGAUUUCGGCCUCGCUAGAUGGCAUUCCGAUCAAUGGACAGUUGGAAACGAAGAACGAACCGUUGGAACUUCAGGGUACCUUGCCCCUGAAUAUUCAGAUGGCAGAAGGAUUACGCAAAAGGUCGAUGUUUACGCAUUCGGAGUAGUGUUAUUAGAGUUACUAACAGGUCAAAGAAUCAGUGACUUACAAUAUUACAAGGGCCGGAAUUUCUUAUCGGACUGGUUCCAUCCUCUAGCUGCAUUAGACUUGAAUCAAAUCAUGACAAAUAUUUAUCAAUUGCUUGAUCCAUGUUUAGCCUCCGGCAGAGUCCGGGACUAUACUCAUCAACUCCAAGCCAUGGCUCGAGCCGCUUUCUUGUGCCUAAGUCAUGAUCCGGAAUCUCGACCCCCGAUGUCAAAGAUACUUAGAAUUCUUGAAGGAGGAGAUACCAACGUUCCUUUGAGUUUAGACCUGAACUCGAUCGGCAAUCGAAGCGGCCAUUUACGUGGAUUGAAAACUCAAACACAACCCGAAUCUACGAGGCGGCAUUCUCGAAAACUUUCGCAUUGACCGAAUCGUUUCGAAAGACCGAAACCAAUGCUUGUAUAGUUUGAGAGUAUCAUCACAUUGAUUCCUUUUUCCCCUUUUCAUGUAAUUUCUUCUUCUUUUUUACAAUCUACUACCAUUAUUUGCUUUUAUUUGAAGAAACUGUAAUAUUGGGAAUUUGCAUACUUGUAAUAUGAUUUCAUUUGUUUGCUCAAA
Molecule: messenger RNA, 2422 nt
Organism: Gossypium raimondii (Peruvian cotton)
Lineage: Eukaryota; Viridiplantae; Streptophyta; Magnoliopsida; Malvales; Malvaceae
Product: inactive protein kinase SELMODRAFT_444075
Exons: 8
Coding region: 113-2230 (705 amino acids)
Biological process (GO): protein phosphorylation
Molecular function (GO): protein kinase activity; ATP binding
Source: RefSeq, a predicted model, not a curated record